This is a messenger RNA of Carica papaya (papaya), 893 nucleotides long. RefSeq names its product Nucleic acid-binding, OB-fold-like protein. Gene Ontology annotation, biological process: DNA repair; DNA recombination; DNA replication. Gene Ontology annotation, cellular component: nucleus. Gene Ontology annotation, molecular function: DNA binding. Lineage: Eukaryota; Viridiplantae; Streptophyta; Magnoliopsida; Brassicales; Caricaceae. The record is from RefSeq and is a predicted model, not a curated record.
CUUACCCAAAUAUAAAAACCAUCCCUGGCUUUCCCUAAUUUCAUUUUGCCGCCAUCGAAAUACCGCCCUCUCUCCAUCUCUCAACUCUUUUUUCGGUUUCAAAACUUAAUUCUCUUGGUGAUCUAUCUGCAGAUUUCUCGAUCAGGUGUCUCUUAUACACCCUGUUUGUUUUCUCUGGAAGUUUAGGAAAAUUUUAAGUUCCGUCGGCUGAAUCAGGAGAUAUGGAUACGUCAAACCCUGCAGUUUUUGUCAAUGGAGGGCUGCUACGCAUGUACGUGGGACAGAAGGUUCGUGCAGUGGUUCAGGUGUUGCAUUCUGAUGGUGGAUCUGUGAUUGGAAAAUCUACAGAUGACCAUCAGCUAACUGUGAGGGGUUCGGCGCCUGGCUCUCUUACAAAGUUUGUUGAAGUUAUUGGCAUUGCUGAUGGUGAAAAAUCUAUUCGGGCUGAAAUAUGGACCAACUUUGGGGAUACAUUUGAUACAAAUAACUACAACCAGCUCUGUCAGCUUGCAAAUGGGGAGUUCAAACACUUGUUCCUAUGAGAUGUAAGAGAUGAAUCUGAGAUGCAAGAAGGUGUCUCUUUUAACCUCUGGUCCGUAAAUAAGUGGCUAUCCUUUGGAUUUUUAUCCAAUAUCAAAGCUUUGUACUUUAUGUGACUAUCUAUUGGUUCGUCGGUCGAUUUGUGUAAUCUGACCCUGAAUUCAGAAUUAUGAGGUUGAGUAGUAGCGAUAUAUCAUAGUUUACUGUUUGAAAGUUUUGAAGUGUUCUGGAUGCUUUUAGUUAUGCCAUGUGAACAUGUAAAUUUCUUAUUACGUAGUCCAUUAAGAUUAUUCCACCUGUGGACCUGUUGCUCAUUUGAGAAUCGGCUUUCCAAGUGAAUCCUCGUUGAUGUA